Ostreococcus lucimarinus CCE9901 is the source of this 441-nucleotide messenger RNA. RefSeq lists its product with no specific name. Lineage: Eukaryota; Viridiplantae; Chlorophyta; Mamiellophyceae; Mamiellales; Bathycoccaceae. The coding region runs from base 1 to 441 and encodes 146 amino acids. The transcript has a single exon. The record is from RefSeq and is a predicted model, not a curated record.
AUGGCGCGCGUCGCGCGCGCGCACGAGAACGCUUUGCGGUUUGACCGCACUCGCGCGUCGCCCGCCCCGCCGCGCGCGCGCGCGUCCCGACGCGCGCGCCGCGUCCCCGCGCGCGCGACGCACGCGGGUGACAACGCUGGCGACUUGCACGAGCGCGCGCUUUGCAUCAAGCAGCGCGCGUUAAAUCUCGCGCGGAAUCGCGUGCGCGGCGGCGAUUACGUCAACGACGACGUCACGCAGAUGCGCGGGCGAAAGUUCGAGGCCGAGGCGCGCGUGCGACGGCUCAAAUCCGACCUGAACGCGCGACUGUUGCUCGAGCGGUUCAGCGAGGCGCGCGAAAUUUCGCGGGAAAUCGAACGCGCCGAGGAUGAGAUUGAUAGAAUUCAACUGGCGAUCGCGGCGGAGCAAGAACGCGCGAUCGAACGGUUUGAAGACGCGUGA